AUGGCCCCAACACAACCUUCGGAUACUGAGUUCCCAUACUCCCUCACAAUCUCGCUCCCUCUCCCUACCAACCGACUUGCCUCGUCAGCUCUCCGAGCUCUCGAAGUUGACACCGAGCUAUCUCCAUUCGUCCGCCGAUAUUUUGCCCUGAAAAGCCCAACCCCAGCAGACCAAGCCUUGGACAAUGAGGAGGGCAAGACAGUUCUCGAGACAACGUACAAGGCUACCACGAAUCGGAUGCUCAGAGUUGCAGUGAACGGGUUUAUGGAGAGCUUGGGUGUUGUUCUUGGAGUUAUGGAGGAACUGGAUGUGGAUGUCUUGCGAGAGGAAAGCAUGGAAUGA
Molecule: messenger RNA, 342 nt
Organism: Aspergillus ochraceoroseus IBT 24754
Lineage: Eukaryota; Fungi; Ascomycota; Eurotiomycetes; Eurotiales; Aspergillaceae
Product: CTAG/PCC1 family protein
Exons: 2
Coding region: 1-342 (113 amino acids)
Cellular component (GO): EKC/KEOPS complex
Source: RefSeq, a predicted model, not a curated record